UUUGUAGUGACAAGCUAAAACCCCAAUAAAACCUUAUAUUCGUCGUCCGCGCUCAAGAUCUGUACUCACUGUCUCAUUUGCAUCGUCUACGAUGGCCGCUGUCGCCGCUAGGUCAUGCCUUCGUUCCGCGACCACAUCCACCCGAAGUGCGGCAGCCAGGUUCUUUGCUGGAGCCAAGCCCAAGGCCUCUACCUCUCCCUUUCGCCCCUCAUCUCAAGGCCCCCCUCGUGUUUUCAGGUCACCGGUGGAGAUGAGAAGUAUUAGCUCAGCGUCGAUGCUACCGUACCACGCUGCAACUGCUUCUGCACUGCUCACUUCCAUGUUAUCUGUUUCUCCUCGAAGCCACGCUUGGACCCCCGAAGGUGGUAUUCAUGUCCAUGGUUUGGACUUGUUCGUUGGUUCAAGGCUAUUGGCAUUUAUUAUAAAGGAUGUUGCUAAGAGGCAAGUCUAAUGAAUAAUGUUAUAUAACCCCAUUAGAGUUGUAAAUCCAAUCUGGCGCUAAAUGAUAGGGUAAAUGAAAGUUGAAAUUAAAUGAAUAAUUUAAUUGCACUUAUCAUUUAAUACUACAACAACGCCACCUAAAUUGGCGUUACAACCCUAGUAGGGCUAUAUAGCAUUACUCUAUCUUGAUAUGCUUAAAAAUUCAUGGUGGCUUUUUUGUUACUUAAAUUUGUAUUUUACAAUUGAAAAUUGGGAUAAUGUUUGCAUUUUCAUUUGGAAUACUGUUUGAUAAUAUUUGCAUUUUCGUUUA
Messenger RNA from Olea europaea var. sylvestris, 751 nucleotides. Its product is annotated as protein NUCLEAR FUSION DEFECTIVE 6, chloroplastic/mitochondrial-like. NCBI's taxonomy places the organism in Eukaryota, Viridiplantae, Streptophyta, Magnoliopsida, Lamiales, Oleaceae. Gene Ontology annotation, cellular component: mitochondrion. The transcript has 3 exons. The record is from RefSeq and is a predicted model, not a curated record. Bases 92 to 451 code for a protein of 119 amino acids.